GUGGAGCACGUGAAGGCGUCACAGAGCGUCGGUCUGGAGGAGCACAGGAGGCUCACAGCGCUCAGUCCAGCGGAGGAAACACCAGGGCAACUCAUCCCACACCAAACACCGUCUUUGCACCAUGGAGCAGAAACAAACCAUCAACUUUGGCCCCGGACCUGCAAAACUCCCUCAAUCCGUGCUGCUUCAGGCACAGAAGGAGCUCGUCAACUACAAUGGCAUUGGUAUCAGUGUUCUUGAGAUGAGUCACCGAUCGUCGGACUUCAGCAAAAUCCUCAGCUCAACAGAGAGUCUCCUGCGAGAGCUGUUAAAUAUCCCAGACAACUAUAAGGUGAUGUUCCUGCAGGGAGGCGGGUCUGGCCAGUUCAGUGCCGUUCCUCUAAACCUGAUUGGCCUGAAGGAGGACAACUGUGCUGAUUACAUCGUGACUGGCACGUGGUCAGAAAGAGCUGCAAAAGAAGCAGCGAAAUAUGGCAAAGUUAACAUUGUCCACCCCAAGCUGGAUAAAUACACCAAGAUCCCUGACCCCAGCAGCUGGACCCUGAACCCGUCGUCCUCCUUAUUUUACUACGGCUGCAACGAGACGGUCCACGGCGGUGGAUACAACAUCACCCGGAAACAAAACGGGGUGGUCCUGGUCAGCGACAUGUCCUCCAACUUCCUGUCUCGGCCUGUGGACGUGUCCAAGUUUGGGCUGAUUUUUGCCGGCGCUCAGAAGAACGUGGGCUGUGCUGGGGUGACUGUGGUCAUCGUGCGAGAAGACUUGUUAGGCCACGCCCUGAAUGAGUGUCCCAUCGUCCUGGACUACAAGGUGCAGGCCACCAACAACUCCCUGUACAACACACCGCCUUGUUUCAGUAUCUACAUCAUGGGCCUGGUUCUGGAGUGGAUCAAGAACAACGGGGGCACGGCUGCCAUGGAGAAGCUCAACAAGCACAAGUCCUCCAUGAUUUAUGACAUCAUCAACGUCUCUAACGGUUUCUACGCGUGUCCCGUGGACGUGGCGUGUCGAAGCCGCAUGAAUGUGCCGUUUCGUGUGGGGAAGAAAGAGGGAGAUGAAGCCUUGGAAAAGAAGUUUCUAGAUGGGGCAUUGAAACGCGGGAUGAUAUCUCUGAAAGGACACAGGUCAGUUGGAGGAAUUCGUGCCUCUCUGUAUAACGCCGUAACGUUGGAAGAUGCUCAAGCCCUGGCCACCUACAUGAAAGAGUUCCUGAAGGAGCACCAAUAAAACCAGACCAUGCUCACACUCAGCCAGCUGGUCUGUCACACACUGACGGUCAAUCACUUCAGCGUUUUUUAAGCACACCUCUGGUUUAUUUGUAGGUUGGGGUCCAUGGUGGAUCUGUUAGCUCUUUUAGACACAUGUUUUCUAACAUCCACUCAGUGUUGCUAAUAAGCUUUAACUACUGGACAGUAAUAUCUUAGUUCCACCUGUGUCUUUAAUUAAUUAAUGUUGUUACAGAUUUGUUAAUUAACGGUUUUUGAUGUACAUAGAUACUUAUUGUCUGGUCAAAGUAUAUUUACAUUCCAUUAAAUCUAAAGUGGCAUUAUUCGUA
Messenger RNA from Myripristis murdjan (pinecone soldierfish), 1556 nucleotides. RefSeq names its product phosphoserine aminotransferase 1 (gene psat1). Gene Ontology annotation, biological process: L-serine biosynthetic process. Gene Ontology annotation, cellular component: cytoplasm. The record is from RefSeq and is a predicted model, not a curated record. Gene Ontology annotation, molecular function: pyridoxal phosphate binding; O-phospho-L-serine:2-oxoglutarate transaminase activity. Lineage: Eukaryota; Metazoa; Chordata; Actinopteri; Holocentriformes; Holocentridae.